AUGGUCACAGUCUUCAGCACUCCAAACAAGGAAAAUUUUGUUUUUGACAGUUAUCUCCUUGCACGAAGGCAUGACACAUCUGAAGAACAUCUUGGUGCGUUCUUUAUUGCAGACUUGGUUAUUGGGAAAGACUUUGCCACACUUUCCCAUCUCAGGCUCUACUUGCAAGAUCUCUUGAGCACCUGGUUGCUUGCAGACUGCACAGUCAACGACAACUGCGAGACCAGUCGGGAUGAAAGCCAACAAUACGCCACAGAGGAUGAUGGCAAACUUCAUUUCAAGAGUAUUUUUGAUGGCGAAAGAUUUCAAUGA
Messenger RNA from Puccinia graminis f. sp. tritici CRL 75-36-700-3, 312 nucleotides. RefSeq lists its product as uncharacterized. The transcript has a single exon. Bases 1 to 312 code for a protein of 103 amino acids. The record is from RefSeq and is a predicted model, not a curated record. NCBI's taxonomy places the organism in Eukaryota, Fungi, Basidiomycota, Pucciniomycetes, Pucciniales, Pucciniaceae.